Molecule: messenger RNA, 1108 nt
Organism: Megalobrama amblycephala (Wuchang bream)
Lineage: Eukaryota; Metazoa; Chordata; Actinopteri; Cypriniformes; Xenocyprididae
Product: histone H2B-like
Cellular component (GO): nucleosome
Molecular function (GO): DNA binding; protein heterodimerization activity; structural constituent of chromatin
Source: RefSeq, a predicted model, not a curated record
AAUAAAUAUCUCUGUGUCGCUUCUGACCUCACAUUGCUUUGUGAAGUUUGUGUUCAAAAAGCAUCAUGCCUGAACCAGCAAAGUCCGCGCCUAAGAAGGGCUCCAAGAAGGCCGUCACGAAGACCGCCGGUAAGGGAGGAAAGAAGCGCAAGAGGUCCAGGAAGGAGAGCUACGCUAUCUACGUCUACAAAGUCCUGAAGCAGGUUCAUCCUGACACCGGCAUCUCUUCCAAGGCGAUGGGCAUCAUGAACUCUUUCGUCAACGACAUCUUCGAGCGCAUCGCCGGUGAGUCGUCUCGUCUCGCUCACUACAACAAGCGCUCCACCAUCACUUCUAGAGAGAUCCAGACCGCCGUGCGUCUGCUGCUGCCCGGAGAGCUGGCCAAACACGCCGUGUCCGAGGGCACCAAGGCCGUCACCAAGUACACCAGCUCCAAGUAGAGAUUCAACCGAGACUCUCAGCGACCCAAAGGCUCUUUUAAGAGCCACCCAACUUCUCCUUAAAGAGCUUCUGUUGUUUGUAAAACUACAUAUUUUUCGGAAAAAAUUACUUUGAAAUAAAGUGGAUUUUCUAAAGUGUCUAAUGAAACUUGAUCCGAGUCUAAUACAAGGCCAUAGUUUUCGUCGUUGUUCAGCGACAAUAACUUUUUUUUUUUUUUUUUUUUUUUUUUUUUGUUCUUGGGAAAAAAAGUAAAUCCAGGUAAACUAAGGGGUUUGGAAUGAUGUGGAAAGGUUUUCAGUUUUGGACAAAUUAUUAAUUUAAAUACACACAAGUGAAAUCUCAACUUUAGCUCUCAAAUGUUCUUUUAUUGCUGUUAAAACAUUUCAAAACUUCCGCAUAUUAAUGGGGAUCAAGUUUACUUUAUGCAUUUACAAAGCAUGUGAUUAUAAGGUUCGUUAGUAUAGACAGGAGCAUUUGGGCCUAGUUAAGUUGACUGAUUCAUUUUAAUAGUCUACCCUAAUAAAACAGUUUAGUAUAAUUCACUUGCCAGGAGGGUGUUUUUACAAUAAAGUCUGAUCUUUCAGUCUUUGUAUUUCUCAUUGUCAGCUUAUUAUGGACUAAUGCCCUGCAGCUGUCUGAAAAUGUUUAUUAAAAAAGUAUCUUUCAA